Molecule: messenger RNA, 802 nt
Organism: Meleagris gallopavo (turkey)
Lineage: Eukaryota; Metazoa; Chordata; Aves; Galliformes; Phasianidae
Source: RefSeq, a predicted model, not a curated record
AAGGAAAAAAGUUGAAUGGAGAUAAUUUUAAAUUAUGCUGUAUUGCUUGCUUUGUUUUUCAGCCAUUCUUAUGUUGGCCCAGAUUACAGCGUACAAAAAAACACUGGAAAAAUUGCUCUAGAGCACAUCGAUGCUCUUUCUGUGAAAUCAUUCCCUCUUUGCAUGCGCCAGUUGCACAAAGUCCUACGUGAGAACCAUCACCUUCGUCAUGGAGGCCGUAUGCAAUAUGGACUUUUCUUAAAAGGCAUUGGUUUGACUCUAGAACAGGCACUAGAAUUUUGGAAGAAAGAAUUUAUCAAAGGAAAAGUGGAUGCAGACAAGUUUGACAAAGGAUAUGCGUACAGCAUUCGCCACAACUAUGGGAAAGAAGGAAAGAGAACUGACUAUACCCCAUACAGCUGCAUGAAGAUUAUCAUGUCCAAUCCACCAAGUCAAGGGGAUUAUCAUGGAUGCCCAUUCCGCCACAGCGAUCCUGAGCUACUGAAGCAGAAGCUGCAGUCAUACAAGGUUCCUCCCAGUGGAGUAACUCAGAUCCUGGAAUUGGUGAAGGGCAUGCAUUACCAGCUGGCCUGUCAGAAGUACUUUGAAUUGACACAUGAUGUAAGUAGCUAGUAGUAAUUUUUGUUAAACUGUAACCAUUGACUUUGUUUUGAAGAAGGCCUUGAAAAUUGUGUAUGAAAUCCUGAGACUAUUUGCAAUUUUUAUGUCCAACGCUGGCUAUCUUGUGUUUUAUUUUUCAUUUUAAUAAUUGCUUUCGUAAUUCCCUUCAUUUAUAUAUUGAUGAUAUACACAUCGUGAACAU